UCAACACUUCAUCUCACGCAACCAAGCAAGACUCAUAGACUCCCAUCUGAGUCCUUCCCCCCUGCUUCUUCAACAUGGAAGCUAACACCACUGAGCCCAUCGCCGUCAUUGGCUUUGACCUCAAAUUCCCCGGAGAUGCCAACACGCCCGAGAAGUUUUAUGACUUCCUUCUCUCCGGUCGUUCAGCCCUCAGCGAGGUACCCAAAGGCCGAUACAAUCUUGAUGCAUUCUACCACCCGGAUCCCCAGAGAUCGGGUACGACCAACGUCCGGCAUGCGCAUUUCUUGAAAGAUGAGAUUGCUGCCUUUGACGCGCCUUUCUUUACCAUUACCCAGGCCGAGGCCGUCUGCAUGGAUCCCCAGCAGCGCGGUCUCCUUGAGACUGUCUAUCGCGCUCUCGAAAACGCUGGCAUUCCCAUGUCCCAGGCUUUAGGCUCAAAGACAUCUGUCCAUGUCGGUUGCUUCACUCGCGAGUACGACAGCGUUGUGAGCAGGGAUCCGGAGAUCGAACUCAAGUAUCUCGCUACAGGCACCGGAACAAGCAUGCUUGCCAAUCGUCUCUCGUGGUUCUAUGACUUUCGAGGGCCCAGUUUGACGCUAGACACCGCCUGUUCAAGCAGUCUGGUUGCUGUUCAUCAAGGCUGCACCAGUCUGAGGCUCGGCGAAGCUUCCAUGAACCCGGACACGGUCAUCCCACUUACCAGUCUCGGUUUCCUGAGCCCGGACGGGAAAUGCUACAGCUUCGACCACCGCGCCAACGGUUACUCCCGAGGUGAAGGGUUUGGCGUUGCUGUUCUCAAGCGUCUUUCAGACGCUCUCCGCGAUGGCGAUACUAUCCGUGCAGUCAUCCGGAACACAUGCACCAACCAAGAUGGACGAUCUCCUGGUAUCACCCAACCAACGAGGGAGGCCCAGGCCAACCUGAUCAAACAGUCGUACGAGGCCUUGGGGCUUGACCGUGGCCUCACGAGGUAUUUCGAGGCUCAUGGUACCGGCACGCCGGUUGGCGACCCCAUCGAAGCCAGCGCCAUCAGUGACGCCUUCUCCGAGUUCCGGACGCCCGAGGAUCCAUUGUACGUUGGGGCUGUCAAGAGCAACAUUGGCCACUUGGAAGGUGCCGCCGGUAUUGCUGGUCUUUUGAAGACUGUCAUGGUCCUGGAACGCGGCAUCAUCCCGCCCAACAUGUGGUUUGAGAAGAAGAACCCAAAGAUCCCGGAUGAGUGGAACUUUCAAUUUCCGACCUCAAGUACAGUGUGGCCUACCGAGGGUAUCCGACGUGCCUCUGUCAACUCCUUUGGUAACGCAACCGUCAUCGUGGACGAUGCUCUACACUUCUUGGCCUUCAACGGCCUCAAGGGUCGCCAUAGAACCGUCUUGCACCCAAAACUUCCACCAUUCGCCAUUACCGACGGCACAAAUGAGCAUGUGAGCAAUGCUCUGGAUGGUGAAGCUGCCACAGACUAUGACAUGAACGCUCCUCACCAAGGAAAUCAUGUUUCCAAUCUCCAGGAUCAUGUGAAUGGGGACCUCAACGGCGAGAAAGCCCUGACUGCCAUCAACGGCCAUACCAACGGCCAUACCAACAGUCAUGCCAACGGCCACACCAAUGGAACGACGAACGGGGCCAGAGAUAGUGUGACCAAUGGGGUAAAGAAUGGCUUUGCCAACGGAACAAACAGACAGCAUGCCGAGCCUACCUCUAUACAAAACGGUCAUGCAAAGCAUGCAGACGGCCUGGACCGCCUCUUCAUCCUCUCCGCCUUUGACGAAGGCGGCAUCCAACGGUUAGCGACCGCCUACCGAGAGCAUCUACUCAACAAGGUCUCCUCCUUCUCGACCAGCGGCACCGAAUCGGCAUCAUCGGAAGGGUCAGAGUCAGAGUCAGAGUCAGAGUCAGAGUCAGAGUCAUCCUAUCUGAGCGAUCUGAGCUACACCCUGGCCUUCAAGCGGACCCGCUUCAGCUGGUCUUCAUGGGCGGUAGCAGACUCGACGACCCAGCUCAACAAGGCCACCCGCGCCCCUAACACAGGUAGCAGCAAGCCGCAACUUGCCCUGGUGUUCACGGGACAAGGGGCGCAAUGGGCCGGUAUGGGCAGGGAGCUGCUCGGGGUGUACGAGCCGUAUCGUGCGAGUCUUUUUGCGGCCGACGAGUACCUGAGGAAAGCUCUGAGCUGCUCUUGCCAGCCCAUCUGCACGGCGCUCCAGGUGGCUCUCGUCGACCUCCUAGCGAGCUGGGGCGUGUUCCCGCAAGCCGUCGUAGGGCAUUCGUCGGGGGAGAUCGCUGCGGCGUACGCAGCCGGCGCGAUAUCCAGAGAGUCGGCGUGGAAGCUCGCCUAUUACCGGGGUAUCCUCUCCUCUGAGCUUGCACGUGUUUCUGGUGGUGGCGGCGGCGGCGGCGGUGGCAUGAUCUCGGUCGCACUAGACAAGACGACGGCAGAAUCCUACAUAUCGCGCGUCGAUGCCGCUUUUCCGCACGGCGGUGCUGCCGGUAGUCUUGCCGUGGCAUGCAUCAACAGUCCGAAGAACGUCACCGUCAGCGGCGCCGUCUCCAAGAUCGAUUACCUCAAGCAGGAGCUGCUCGACAAGGACAACAUCUUUGCGCGCAAGCUCGCGGUCGGCAAUGCGUACCACUCGGCUUACAUGCAGCCCAUCGCGGACCUAUACCUACAGCUGAUAGGUGCCGGUCUUGUCUCUGGAGGACAAUGCCGUGGUGGCAGUGGCCCGGAGGAACAGGAACAGCAGAAGAAGGAGUCCCCUGUGCCCCGGUUUUACUCUUCGCUCACCGGGGCGGAGGCCAAGCUGUCGGAGCUUUGUGAGCCGGCCUACUGGGUACAGAAUCUCAUCUCGCCAGUAAGGUUUUCGGAGGCGCUGUCUCGUCUUGUCUCUGAUUCUUCUGUAAAAGGAAAGAAGAGGAAGCUUGGCGCCAGCGGCCCUCAAAAAACGAAGACAGAUCCCAUCACCGAGCUGCUGGAGAUUGGGCCUCAUGGUGCCCUAAGGGGACCGAUCCGAGAGAUCCUGGAACAGAUUCCUGAAGCCGAUAAGGUUGUUGCGUACCAAUCCCUGCUCAUGCGCAACUCGAGCUCGACCAACGCUGCUCUCAACGCGGCGGGCUGGCUCUUUUCGCGCGGUUACAAGCUCGAUAUGUCCGCUGUUAAUCCGCCGUCGUCGUUCAAUGAAGAUCUCCCCAGCUACCCGUUUGACCAUUCAAAGUCAUACUGGCGCGAGAGCCGAAUCAGCAAGGGGUAUCGGUUCCGCAAAGUCGUCCGUCACGAGCUCCUGGGCGCAUCGGUUCCAGACUGGAACAAGAACAACGCGCUCUGGCGGAACUGGAUCCGGCUGGGCGAGAACCCAUGGAUCCGGGACCAUCGGAUCACGGGAAGUACCCUCUACCCAGCAGCCGGGAUGCUGGUCAUGGCCAUCGAGGCCAGCAGACAGAUGGCCAACCCGGACAAGGGCCCGAUCAAAGCCUUUCGGUUCCGCGAGGUAUCGCUGCACAUGGCAUUGCGGGUGCCAGCGAGCGCGGAGGGCGUCGAGACGCACUUCUACCUGCGGCCUUACAUGGACAGCAUGUCCAGCACGGCGUCCAACUGGAGCGAGUUCCAGCUCUUCAGCCACGAGAACGACGAGUGGCGCGAACACUGCCGCGGCCUGGUGCAGACCGAGUACGAAGCUGCCUACACCCCGGUGGACAACGGGCUGGAAGACCGGGCCUUUCGGGAUCAGUGCGCCGAGUAUGUCGCCUCGGCCGAGAAGAGGUGUGGCAAGCCGGUGUCGACAAACCAGCUCUACGAGCUUCUCCAGACGGUCGGGUUCGAUUUUGGCUCCACGUUCCAAACCCUUUCUGACGUGCGGAUCGACCCCGACGGCGACCGCAACAUGAUCGCCACCAUCACGUCCAAAGUCCCCGAGAUCAAGAGCAAGAUGCCCCAAGGAUUUGUCCAGGAGCAUCUCGUUCACCCCACGACGCUGGACGGUGUCUUGCAGGCCGUCAUGGUCGCCUUGACCCGCGGUGGCCGUGAGGUCAGAGAGGCCAUGGUGCCCACCUCGAUGAAAGAGCUCUGGAUUUCGGCGGACGCGCUUGCGUCUCACGACCAGUAUCGUCUCGCUGCCCAUGCCGAUUUCCUGGGGCUUCGGCAGGCGGAAGCCUCCAUCAUCGCCGUCGACCCAAAGACUCAUGCUCCCCUCAUCAAAGCGGACGGGUUUGUGUCCACCGCUGUCUCGGGUCGGAGCAGCGCAACAGAUGAUGGGGAAGACGAGGCCCGUCAGCAUGCAUUCAAUAUCGACUGGAAACCCGAGCCAAGCCUGCUUGAUCAGAAAAGUGCGGCCGGAUUGUUCCGCCCGCCUCAAGAUCUCGUGGACUUUGACCCGUCCCAGCUUAUUGCGGACGUUGAGGGAAUCUGCUACAUGUAUUUGAGGAGAUACGCAGCUGCGAACCCAGACCUGUGGACUGAACAUGUCGGAGGCAAGCCUCACUUGCAAAAGUACGUGGCAUGGAUGAAGCACGUAUUUGAUCGUUUUGAUCGCGGCGAUCUGGUGCACGCGAAGGGACAACAACAGGAUUGGAACAAGAUGGCCCUGGACGACGAAUCCUUCAGCAAGAUGGAAGCCGAAAUGGCAGGGGAGAAUGGCACUCCCGAAGCCAAGCUGGUGGUCGCCCUCUUGUCUGGAGAGGUCGACCCUCUUCAGGUUCUCUUCAACGACAAGCUCUCCGAAAAUGUCUACCGGUACGGAACCGGCGCCGAGAUCAUCUACGCCCAGCUUUCUGGGUUCGUCGACGCCAUGGUCCACAAGAACCCGUCGAUGAAGAUUCUCGAGAUCGGGGCGGGUACAGGAGGCGCGACCGUGACCGUCAUCAACACGCUGACCCACCAUGGGGAGAACGAGUUCGGCGCGCGGUUCGAGCGAUAUGACUACACCGACAUAUCUCCAAGCUUCUUCGAGCAGGCCAAGGAGACUUUUGAAUCCGCCGCAGAUCGCAUGCAGUUCAAAGUGUUGAACAUCGAGAACGACCCGAGACAUCAGGGCUUCGAGGAGGGCGAGUAUGACCUGGUCAUCGCCGCGAACGUCAUCCACGCAACAAAGAACAUCGAGGCGACUCUGAAGAAUGUUCGCCAACUGCUGAAGCCUGGUGGCAAGUUUGCACUUUACGAGCUGACCAACAUCAACCUGCUCCGCGCUCACUUUGGAUUCGGCUUACUUCCCGGCUGGUGGCUGUCCGAUGAGCCCUACAGGGCGUGGGUUCCCCUGAUGACCGUCCCGGACUGGUCGGUCCAUCUUCAGCGGGCUGCCUUCACCGGGGUAGAUCUCGCCUUUGACGACUUUUCAGGGUCGGAGAACCAAAUCAACACUAUUAUGAUCUCGACAGCCACGACACCAGCAGCAGCGGGACAAUCCCUGUUGACGACGACGCCGCCGCCGCCCACCAUCAUUGUAGCAGACCAGAGCUCCGAAUUCCAGAACGAGGUCGCAAAGGAAAUUGAGACUUCACUGAAAGGCAAGGGUAGUAAUACUCACUGUGAAGUGGAAGUGGUCAGCGUGGGAGAUCUGCUGUCUGCGAACCUUGACAAGAAGAUAUGCAUCUUCCUUCCUGAGAUCGAGGCCUCGUUCCUGAAAGACGUGACUGCCGACAGGCUGAGCGUCAUCAAGAAGAUGACUGCAUCCCUCUCCGGGAUCUUGUGGCUUACCCACGGAGGCGGAAAGGCUGCAAAAAGGCCAGAAAUCGAGAUGAUAACAGGACUAUCCCGCGCCAUCAGAGCUGAGAACCCAGCCAUCAAUUUUGUCACCCUCACCUUUGAGGAUGAUGUUGAUGGCGUUGAAAGUGUCGAAGCUGUCUGCCAGCAUACACUCUCCUUGUUCACCGAAAUCUUCGUCAAGGGUGGAAAGGACGUGAUCGACAACAGUUUCUCAGUCUCAAGCGGCGUGACACACAUCGGCCGGGUGAUCGAGGCGGACUACAUGAACCGACACAUCUCUCAGAAGACCACCAAGCAGGUAGCUGCGCCGGCCAAAUUUGGCGAGGAUCCGUCAAGAGCCCUCGAUCUGGUUGUCGGCACACCUGGACUUCUGGAUAGCCUGCAGUUUGACGACGAUCAGCUCUACGACACACCUUUGCAAGAAGGCGACGUCGAGUUCAAAGUUGCGGCAUGCGGCCUCAAUUUCCUUGACAUCAUGGUCUCGCUCGGCCAGGUGAUUGGGACCGCUCUCGGAGUCGAAGGGUCAGGAAUCGUCACGCGGACGGGGCCGAACUCCCGGUUCAAGGUCGGCGAUCGCGUCUGUGGCAUUGCGCGUGGGACUAUGCGAACGGAGACCUCCCUCGUGAUGAUCCCGGAAGACUUGGACUGGACGACGGCCGCCUCCUUACCUGUCGUGUACGUUACCGUUUACGCUGCCCUGUACGACAUCGCACAUCUCAAGAAGGGGGAUUCCGUUCUGAUACACGCUGCUGCUGGGGGUGUUGGGCAGGCCUGCAUCCAGCUUGCCCAGCAUCGCGGGGCUGAGGUGUAUGCGACCGUCGGGUCGCUCGAGAAGCGGGAUCUCCUCAGGGCUCGAUAUGGGAUUCCUGAGGACCAUAUCUUAUCCAGCCGAGAUUUAUCCUUCAAGCACGGAAUCAUGAGACUGACCAAAGGGCGCGGGGUUGAUGUGGUCGUCAAUGCUCUGUCGGGCGACGCUCUCCGAGCAACGUGGGACUGUGUUGCACCCUUUGGACGAUUCGUCGAGGUUGGCAAAGUCGACAUCUACUCCUCAGCCCGGCUGAACAUGGACAAGUUCAAGUACAACGUCACGUUUGGAUUUGUCGAUGUCGGCUACAUGGCGAACAACGACGGGCGCCAUUUCAAUGCCAUCUUGGAGGACUGCAUGCGUCUUGUUCGCGACGGUGCAAUCCGGCAGCUUCACCCGGUGCAAGUCUACCCUUUCGGUCAGAUCCAAGACGCUUUCAGAUACAUGCAGAACGGAGCACACUCGGGCAAGAUCGUGCUGGAGCCCCAUGAGGAUGACAUUGUUCCUGUCGUCCCCAGCCGAAAGCCCAAGUAUAACUUUGACCCGUCAGCUUCGAGCAUCGCACGGUGGAUGGCGUCUCGGGGAGCCCGGCACCUGAUUCUGCUGUCGCGGUUUGGUCCACUCCGAGAGUCGGGCAAGGCACUCGUAGCGGAACUGCAGUCGGCCGGCGUCCACGUAGAGACACCUGCUUGUGACGUCUCGGAUGCUCAAUCACUGAAAAAGACCUUGGAUGGCUGUCUGACAAUGAUGCCUCCCAUCAGGGGUUGCAUCCAAGGCUCAAUGGUGCUAAAGGACACAUUGUUCGAAAACAUGAGCAUCGACGACUGGCACACAGCCAUCAAGCCCAAGGUCGACGCGUCGUGGAAUCUGCAUCAAGUACUCCUUGACAAGGACCUAGACUUCUUCAUCCUCCUCUCGUCGACGUCUGGCAUCGUGGGCAACCGGGGCCAGUCCAACUACUGCGCCGGAAACACGUACCAAGAUGCUCUGGCGCGGUACAGGGUAUCCCAGGGACUGCCAGCCACGUCUCUGGACCUGGGCAUGAUUCUCUCUGUUGGAUUCGUGGCGGAGAACGCUGAACUCAUUGGCCAUCUGAGGGCCGAAGGGUUCACGGCCAUGCGCGAGGAAGAGUUCCAUGCGCUGCUCGACGGACUAUGCGGCCCGUCGGGAUCGAGCGUGCCGUCCCUUCUCAAGUCGCAGAUCUGUCUUGGGCUGGAGCUUCCCGAGGCACUGGCGCAGCGAGGCAUCGAAGCGCCGGGCUGGCAGCACGAUCCGCUGUUCAGCCACUUGUUCCAGAUGCGUCGGAUGGCCGGAGACGGUCAACUACGGAUUGCUUUGGGCGCCACGGAUUCGCUUGACACGGCAGAAGCCAUUGUUCUCGAAGCCAUGCUGACCAAGAUCUCCAAGGCGCUUGGAGUAGAAACAGUAAACCUGGAUGCGUCCAAGCCUCUUCACGCGUUUGGCGUCGAUUGGCUUGUGGCCGUGGAGCUGCGGACGUGGUUGCUGAAGGAAGUUGGUGCCGAGGUGGCCGUUUUCGAUAUCAUGGGCGGCUCUAGCAUCCGGCAACUGGCGACCUUGGUUGCGUCGCGGAGCAGCUUUGUGCAUUUGAAGGAAGUUGAUGAAUGACGG
Neurospora tetraspora is the source of this 8126-nucleotide messenger RNA. Its product is annotated as fatty acid synthase S-acetyltransferase. The transcript is spliced from 13 exons. Gene Ontology annotation, biological process: fatty acid biosynthetic process; secondary metabolite biosynthetic process. Bases 75 to 8123 code for a protein of 2682 amino acids. The record is from RefSeq and is a predicted model, not a curated record. NCBI's taxonomy places the organism in Eukaryota, Fungi, Ascomycota, Sordariomycetes, Sordariales, Sordariaceae. Gene Ontology annotation, molecular function: oxidoreductase activity; fatty acid synthase activity; 3-oxoacyl-[acyl-carrier-protein] synthase activity.